CUUCUAGUCCAAAAAUAAACUUCCACGAAUCACUUUAAGCCCAUUAUAAAUUGCAUAACACAAACCCAAUUUCCUUGUGAAAAAUCAAUAACAAACUUCAAAACAAAUAUACAACUUCAAAGCCAAACAAACUCAUUUUACCAAUCUGUUUUCUCGCAACAGCCAACCCCAUUUCAUAACCCAUUUCUACAAUAUUUCCUACAAUGGCUUCCAAGACAGAAGGCAAGGCCAUAGGCAUUGAUCUCGGCACAACCUACAGCUGCGUGGGAGUAUGGCAAAACGACCGCGUUGAGAUCAUCGCCAACGACCAAGGCAACAGAACCACCCCUUCUUAUGUCGCCUUCACCGACACAGAGCGGUUGAUCGGCGACGCGGCCAAGAAUCAAGUCGCCAUGAACCCACAGAACACCGUGUUCGACGCUAAACGACUCAUCGGUCGGAAAUUUUCCGACCCUUCUGUACAGAGUGACAUGACGCACUGGCCUUUCAAGGUCGUCCCCGGCCCCGGUGACAAGCCCAUGAUCGUCGUCCACUACAAAGGCGAAGAGAAACAAUUCGCGCCCGAAGAAAUUUCGUCGAUGGUGCUGACGAAGAUGAAGGAGAUAGCCGAGGCUUAUUUGGGUCAGUCCGUGAAAAGCGCGGUGAUCACUGUCCCUGCUUAUUUCAACGACUCGCAGAGGCAGGCGACUAAGGAUGCUGGUGCGAUUGCGGGGCUUAAUGUGUUGAGAAUCAUCAACGACCCCACUGCUGCCGCCAUUGCUUAUGGGCUUGACAAGAAGGCCUCGAGCAGCGGUGAGAAGAAUGUUCUGAUUUUCGAUCUCGGCGGCGGAACAUUCGACGUCUCGCUACUUACGAUCGAGGAAGGAAUCUUUGAAGUUAAGGCCACGGCGGGGGAUACUCAUCUCGGAGGUGAGGAUUUCGAUAACAGACUCGUCAAUCACUUUGUGGCGGAGUUCAAGAGGAAGCACAAGAAGGACAUCAGUGGCAAUGCUAGAGCCUUGAGGAGAUUGAGAACCGCUUGCGAGAGAGCGAAAAGAACGCUUUCUUCCACCACUCAAACAACAAUCGAAAUCGAUUCCCUCUACGAAGGAAUUGAUUUCUACUCGACGAUUACCAGAGCUAGAUUCGAAGAAAUGAACAUGGAUUUGUUCAGAAAGUGUAUGGAGCCAGUGGAGAAGUGUUUGAGGGACUCGAAGAUCGACAAGAGCCAAGUUCAUGAUGUGGUUCUCGUUGGCGGGUCGACGAGAAUUCCGAAAGUUCAGCAACUACUGCAGGAUUUCUUCAACGGCAAGGAACUCUGCAAGAGCAUAAACCCCGACGAGGCCGUCGCUUAUGGUGCUGCGGUACAAGCCGCAAUUCUGACCGGAGAAGGGAACCAGAAAGUCCAAGACUUGCUUCUCCUCGACGUUACGCCUCUAAGCCUUGGAAUUGAAACUGCCGGUGGCGUAAUGACCGUCUUGAUCCCGAGAAACACGACGAUUCCGGCGAAAAAAGAGCAGAUUUUCUCGACAUAUUCCGACAACCAGCCGGGAGUACUAAUUCAGGUUUAUGAAGGCGAGAGGGCGAGAACCAAAGACAACAACCUUCUCGGGAAAUUCGAGCUCACCGGCAUCCCACCGGCGCCUAGAGGCGUUCCUCAAAUCAACGUCUGCUUCGACAUCGACGCCAACGGAAUUCUGAACGUUUCGGCGGAGGACAAGACUGCGGGAGUGAAGAACAAGAUCACAAUUACCAAUGACAAAGGAAGGCUGAGUAAGGAAGAGAUUGAGAGAAUGGUACAAGAGGCUGAGAAGUACAAGGCUGAGGAUGAGCAAGUGAAGAAGAAAGUGGAGGCAAGAAAUGCGCUCGAGAAUUAUGCGUACAGUGUGAAGAAUACGAUAAAGGAUGAGAAAAUCGGAGGGAAAUUGGCGGCGGCGGAGAAGGAGAAGAUUGAGAAGGCGGUGGAGGAGACGACGGAGUGGGUGGAGAGGAAUCAGUUGGCGGAAGUAGAUGAGUUUGAGGACAAGUUGAAAGAGUUAAAGGGCUUGUGCAAUCCCAUUAUUGCCAAGACUUACGGGCAGGGUUCUGGGCCUGGAGGAAUGGGUAGUGGUAGUGGGCAGCCCACCUCUGGUGGAUCUGGGUCUGGGUCUGGGCCCACCAUUGAAGAGGUCGACUAAAUCAAUUAUGUGUGAGGGUUUAUGUGAUAUGAUGGAGAGGCAGCAAUAAAAUGAAAGAAUGUAUGAUGGAGAAUCAUGAAAUGGUGUUUGCUUUCUACAUUAGAAAUAUAUUUAUGAUAAAGUAAUGUU
Morus notabilis is the source of this 2285-nucleotide messenger RNA. Its product is annotated as heat shock 70 kDa protein 5. The record is from RefSeq and is a predicted model, not a curated record. Gene Ontology annotation, cellular component: cytoplasm. NCBI's taxonomy places the organism in Eukaryota, Viridiplantae, Streptophyta, Magnoliopsida, Rosales, Moraceae. Gene Ontology annotation, biological process: cellular response to unfolded protein; protein refolding. The transcript has a single exon. Bases 204 to 2156 code for a protein of 650 amino acids. Gene Ontology annotation, molecular function: misfolded protein binding; ATP-dependent protein folding chaperone; heat shock protein binding.